This is a messenger RNA of Rhodamnia argentea, 1712 nucleotides long. RefSeq lists its product as uncharacterized. Lineage: Eukaryota; Viridiplantae; Streptophyta; Magnoliopsida; Myrtales; Myrtaceae. The transcript is spliced from 4 exons. Gene Ontology annotation, biological process: response to abscisic acid. The coding region runs from base 295 to 1530 and encodes 411 amino acids. The record is from RefSeq and is a predicted model, not a curated record.
CUCUGUUCGGACAAGUGUAAUGCUUACGCCCGCAAGCUUUAUAUAGCCCAUCCAAUCUGGUGGUACGGGGAUCUCCCGCGCUUCUUCGUCCUCGGCUUUAGGCCCCGCAAAACAGUGCGCGACCCUCGCUUCUCAGUUCUUAAAGCUCUCGGACCCUUUGGGACGAUGCCCUCUUGAGAGUCGAUCUUGAAGAAGGGAAGGUCGCAGAGAAACCGAAGCUCAUCAAGGGAUUUGUUUCUUUUUCUUUUUUUUGUUCCUUCUGUUCUUGUGAGAAUUGUCAGAAUUUUCGGCGAAAUGGCUGAGCGAUGGGAUGGGAAGCAAAGAUACAGCACCAGCAACUCCGGCAGUCCUCGAACUCCGACCACCCCGACGAUCGAGCAGCUUCUUUACGACGGGCUGGGCGAAAAUUCCAGGUGGUCCUCGAGCUCCCCCACGUUCAUGAGGGGCCACGACCUGGAAGACGACCACAUCCACCAGUACCCCAACAACAAGAAAUCUGUUCUUGCCAAAGUGAAAGAGAGGGCUAGAAGAUGGCGCCUCGGCCUCGGCAAGAAAAGGAAUGCCGAUGACGGUAACACCACGCCGUCGUGGGGGGUCAGCUUGGAUGAAGAUGAUGCAGAAGAAGACGCCGAAUACCUCGGAGCCCCAAUGUAUGAGUCGGAGCUGGCACCUGAAGACUGCAAGGAGAACGCGAGGCAGCAUCCAAGAGCGAAUCCGGUCAUAUCAGAGAAGCAUAUUUUGCCAAACAGCAUCCAUCAUGAAACCGAACCCGAUAAAGGGAACCCUCUAAGUCCUAACAAGACAAUGACCGAAACCGUGACGGAGAAACAGGCACCGGCAUAUGCCAUGGUCUCUGAUGCAACUCAGGCUAUCACUUCCAAAACCCAAAACGCACCGGCUUAUGCAACUGAUGCAAUUUACGCUAUCGCUUCAAAGAUUCAGAAUGCGCCGGCUUAUGCGACAGAUGCAACUCAUGCUGUUGCUUCAAAGAUCCAGAACCUUACGGUCUGUUCUCCGGCAGCAGGUUCUGCAGCUGGCGGGCCUGCUAAAAUUGCUGUUAGGGGGCACGAGCAGGAUACUCCUGCAGAGCAGAAGUGGGAUGAGGGAGUGUCGGCUAAAACUGCUGUUGGGGGGCACGAGCGGGAUAUUCCUGCCGAGCAGAAGUGGGAUAACGGAGUGUCGGCUAAAACAGCUGUUAGGGGGCACGAGCGGGAUACCCCUGCCGAGCAGAAGUGGGAUAAGGGAGUGUCGGUGACGGGAUAUAUAAUGCAAAAGUUUGAACCAGGGGAAGAUGACAGGGCACUGUCUCAAGUGAUAUCGGAGGCCAUAAGUCCUCGGAAAGGUCCUGGCGAUGCAGGUGUGGUUGAGAAGGUCAGGGAGGCUGUCAGUAAUUUGCUUCGAAACCAAGAGGCAUCAUCCAGUACUGCUUUUCAUUCUGCUAAAAACUCUUCUACGCAUAUCGCGGCAUCAACCAAUGCUCACGAAGCCAUGGAAGAAGAGAAUUAUGGACGAGUACUCCAAACCAACUGAAAGACUGUUAGUGGAAUGGACAUCCCCUGCGCUGUCGAUAAUAGAAUUUCAUUUUUUUUCUUGAUUUGUCGUGUAUAUUGUGGAUUAACAGAUGUUAAUUAUGUUGUAUCGGUGCAGCAUUCAUUCUCUGCAGCCUAAUAUGUAGUAUAUACAAGCAAUAAAAAGGAUUCUUUUACUGUAAA